Molecule: messenger RNA, 1596 nt
Organism: Trichomonas vaginalis G3
Lineage: Eukaryota; Parabasalia; Trichomonadida; Trichomonadidae
Exons: 1
Coding region: 1-1596 (531 amino acids)
Source: RefSeq, a predicted model, not a curated record
AUGUUUGGACAAGGACAUAGGCUUAAUCAACAAGAAGCUGAUGUAAUUAACUCCAUAUUAGACCAAGAAGAGCGCAACCUUGACGAUUAUAAUAACUCAAGUGCCACUCUUUCUUUGUUAGAUGACCAAUGCAGGCAAAUUUGGCCUAAUUGGGAUACAAUAUCACCAAGAGAUGCUCAGAAAUCAUCAAUCCCACCUCAGCGCGAAACUAUUGCACCGAAUAUUCGACCAAGUUCCAUCGCACCACAAACUUACCAACCUCCACAAAGUAAAUAUACAAAUAUACAAGCUCCUAAAGAUACCUUACCUCAAAGAGAUUACAAACCAUCUCAAUCAUCAGCCAGCACAUCAAAAUACUCAAGUGUACAGAUUUCUCCAGACAUCCCAAUUCAAAGAGACUAUAAACCCACCCAAACGACAAUCAAUACAAACAGAUACUCCAGCGUUCAAAUUCCAUCAGAUAUUCCAAUUCAGAGAGAUUAUCGACAAUCUCCUUCCCCACAAAUUACACCACCAAAACAACAAAUGUCCCGCCAACCUGUUCAGCAUAAACUUGGUUCAACAGACAAUCUAGAAUUACAAAAUAUCAAAGCUGAUAUUGAUAAUCUUUUCUCUAAGAUUCAAUCGAUAUCAUCCGGAAAUAGCUCACCAACAUCAUCUCCAAAGUUCAAUACAUCACCAAUGCCACCAAAAUCAGCUCCUCAACCCUCAGCAAAAUACGAUUUUACCUCUCCAGCUUCAAAAUCACAAUCAUCCGUAUUACAAUCACCAGCUACAGAGUUUAGGAACGCUCAUAAAGAUCCAAGCUUUACUUAUCAGCCACAAACUCAAUCAAGUUUUUCAUUCGACAUGAACUCAUCUAUUUCAGGAUAUAUGAAUGCUCCUUCAUUUGAUAGUGGUAUUAAAACGGAUAUUGAUGACUACAAACCUUCACAACCAACAUCAUCUAAAUUCCAACCACGUCCAAGCUAUACAUCAAUGGCACAAACAUCUGUUCCACAAUACCAACCACAGAAAUCACCAAUUGUUCCUCCGAAAUCUCCAAAUAAUUUCGAUAUUCCAAUUUCACCAAAACAAUAUAGCCAAAACUUACCAACAAGUAAUUAUACUAAAGAUUCUCAGAACAAUAUGUACGAUGAUUCUAUUCUUGAUGAUAAAUACAUGUCUUCAUCUAAUUUAUACGAUGCUCCUUUACCAACAUCGCAGAAAUUAAGUCAGGGAUUACCAAAACAGCCACAAGUUGCACCAGCAACAGCUUCCUCCACUCAACAGUUUGCUUCAACUAAACAAUACUCAACAAAUCAACAAUUUUCAACUGCUCAGUUCCAGACCACACAACAGUUCACAUCACAACAACAAUCGCAACAAUUUUCUGCCUCCCAGCAGCUUGGAACACCAAAGGCUUCUGUUACUCCUGCAACAUCCGAAAAUGAAGAACUUGUCAGGCUGAGAACUGAUAAUUUCAUGCUUAGAACAGAGUUAAUGAAAGUUAAGAAGCGUCUUCAGAUCGAAGAACUCGAAAGAAAGCGCUUAGAAGAUGCGCUUGAGAAAUCAGGAAAAUUAAUUGAGUAUUACAAGCAACAAAUGGGAAAAUAA